Molecule: messenger RNA, 1695 nt
Organism: Solea senegalensis (Senegalese sole)
Lineage: Eukaryota; Metazoa; Chordata; Actinopteri; Pleuronectiformes; Soleidae
Exons: 6
Coding region: 27-1265 (412 amino acids)
Biological process (GO): response to bacterium
Source: RefSeq, a predicted model, not a curated record
UUUACCUUCCAUUUGGGUGGAAAGUCAUGAGUAGGUCAACAUCAUGGUGCUGCACCACAAUGAUUUCAAGACUUGCAGCUUUGUUUCUGCUUAGUGGAGAGUCUCUGAUUUGCACUGCAGAGGCUCCUGUCCUGGUCUCUGUGACUGUGGUCAAACCAGGAGACAAUGUGAAUUUAACAUGUACAGUCUCGAGUGACAAGCAAGUAUUUAACUGGUAUAAACAGCCUCCUGGACACAUGCUGCAUACAGUUGUUUCAAGAAUAUUGAAAAAGGAAAUUGAACAAUUCAUUGAUGAACGUUUCACCUUCACAAAAGUGGAUAAUCAGUAUUUUCUCACCAUCGUAAAUGUGAGCAAAGAGGAUGAAGCGACAUACUUCUGUCAAAGCGGAACAAUGUAUAAAUAUACAUUUGUCAGUGGCACAUUCUUGGCUGUGAACGAUGAGAAUCCAGAAAAGGUGUCCGGCCGCCCAGGACAACAGGCGACUCUGCAGUGUUCCCUCGUUUCCAAGAGAAAAGGAAACACAGUCCAGUGUCCUGGCAGAGACAGUGUUUCCUUGUUCAGAGCCGGCUCAGGAUCAGGACUCUCCCGUCCCAACUUCAUUUACGUUCACGAGAACUCUGACGAUGAUGAUGGGACGCACCGCUGUGCUGUGCUCACGUGUGGAAACAUCUUGUUUGGUGAAGAGACCAAAGUGGAGACAAGGAAUCUUUGCGACCUAACUGUCCCCGUGCUUGGUGUGCUGUUGGCCUGCUGCGUCGCUGUGAUUGUUGCCCUUGGUUUCUUUGUAAUAAGGAACCAACGUAACGUUUGCAAACACUGUAAAGGACGGCGAAUCAGUGAACUAUGCGGCGCUGGACUUCACUGCAAGGAAAGUGAAGAGAGUGAAGGAGAAGAGAGAAUCUCCACCGGAGUGUUUGUACUCUGCUGUGGAACGCAGGUCUCAAUAAAAACAUCAAUCAAGCUGCUGCAGCUCAUCCAGAAUGCUGCUGCCAGAGUCCUGACCAACAGCAAGGAAAUGGAUCAUAUCACACCUGUCCUUAAAUCACUGCACUGUCUCCCUGUGUGUCAAAGGAUCGAGUUUAAAACCCUGUUACUGGCCGACCAGUCACUGAAUGGUCUUGGGCCCAAAUACAUGUCACAGCUGCUUGUUGGAUAUGAAGCAUCCAGACCCCUCAGGUCAUCAGGGACAGAUUUCCUCAGCGUCCUCACGGUCAGAACCAAGCAGGACGAAGCUGCGUCCUCACCUGUGGAACAAGCUCCCUGAACACCUGAGGUGUGCACAAACUGUCAGCUUGUUUCAGUCAGGGUUGAAAACGUUAUUGUUUACUGCAGCUUUCUGAUAUUGACCAUUUUAAUCACUUUAAAUUUCACAUCUGCUUGUUUAAUGAUUUUAAAUUACAUUCCAAAGUUUUAUUAAUUUUAAGUUAACAGAUGAUUUGUCUGUUUGGUGUUUCUCUGAGUUAAAGGGGGACUGAUUAGAUGAAAUGGGAAGAACAGGUGUAAGCCCUGUGACUUAUUUCAUUUUCACAUCAAGGACAAAUAAGGGAGGGCAGACACAGAACAGAUGAAAGAUUCUUUGUCUGCUUGAUUUAAAUGGUUUUUAUUUCUAAUUUAUUUACUUGCUUGUGUAAAGCACUAUGAAUUGCCUUGUGUAAGAAUGGCACUAUUACAAAUAAACUUGCCUUGCCUUUAAA